This is a messenger RNA of Thamnophis sirtalis, 1332 nucleotides long. NCBI's taxonomy places the organism in Eukaryota, Metazoa, Chordata, Lepidosauria, Squamata, Natricidae. The record is from RefSeq and is a predicted model, not a curated record.
CUUGAGGACAGUGAGGAGGGGGUGGCAGCCCUUUUUUUAUCCCUCCCUCCAAAUUCCUCCCUGUGCCUUCCGGGGAAAGGGAGUUUUGGGCAACCUCCCUGCAAGGCAGCCUCUCCUUUGGCUGAUUCUCUUUCUCUUUUCAUGCAGAAAUCCCGGGUUUUGUGCGGUGCGACUUGUCCGGAAAAGACUAUAAGCAUCCCAGGGCCUGAACGGAGGAUCGUCCUGGUGGGCAGAAGCGGAAAUGGGAAAAGUGCGACAGGAAACACAAUUCUGGGAAGAAAAGUCUUUAAGCUUAGUAUGUCAUUUUGGCCAACAACAGAAGUAUGCCAAAAGGAGGAAGCACAGUUGAAUGGCAGGAAGGUUGUGGUUGUUGAUACGCCUGGAUUUUUCCAUAUCCAUCGUUCACAGAAGGAGAUUGCUGCAGAAGUGAGCAAGUGUGUGAAGUUUUGCUCCCUGGGUCCCCACGUCAUUCUGCAUGUGAUGCCUUUUGGUUGUUUCACCCGGAAAGAGCUGGAGGUAGCUCAGCUCAUCAAAGAGAUUUUUGGCUCUAAAGCCAAGAAUAACACAAUCCUCUUGUUAACCUGCAAAGAUCACCUGAAAGGUCGAUCUCUAGAACAAUUUAUAUCUGGCCUAGGUGAAGACCUGAAAGAAUACAUUGCUGAAUGUGGGAACCGGAUAUUGGCUUUCAACAACAAGGCCAAAGGGGAAGAACGAGAUGCUCAGGUGGCCGAAUUGAUGGUGAUGAUUGAUGAUCUGGUGGAAACGAACAGCCAUGCUCCUUGUUAGACUGAAGACAUGAUGAACGUCAACAAAAGACACAACUUCUGAUUGUUUCCCUUUCCAUCAGAGACCAAAAUGUCUCUCUAAUUAAGAGGCUGCUCCCAGAUCUCCCAUAGGCCUCAGCUCUUCUGUUUGGUCUUCUAAUCCAGCCCUCGCCAUGUGACCUCUGAAGAACCCAACUCAGAGAUAGACAGCUGAGUCCUCCUCAGCCAAUUCCUUCUCUCAGGAACCCAUUUUCUCCCCUCGGAUGACAGGACUUCCUUCAGGGGCAUGGGAAGAUCCUGUCCCCCCCCCCAAAUCAACAGGCCCCACAGUCUAAUACUCCACCACCUGUGCAAUUGUCCCUUUGGAAACACGGACUCUUUGGGGCUUCUCCAUCUGUCAGUCUUUCAAGGUCGACCAGGCCGGGAAACCAAUAACACGAGGAAUAUUAGAGUUUGACUUUACUGAUAUGGGUUAUAGUAGCAGAAUCUUACUUUAAAUAUGUUUUAUUCAUUUUUCACAUUCCAUUUGCAAUCACUUAUAUACAGGGUAUUUAGUAUAAGAAAAGAA